AUAAACAAACAUAAAGUCAAAGGCUGGUUUGUGCCUGAGGCAAAAACGUCCUUUCAAUCUCACGCUGACGGAGCCAACAUGAAGCUUGAGCAAGUUGAGCUCCAGUUCAUUCAACGCAGUGAAUGUUUAGCAUUUUAAUGUGCUUCACUCCAAGAUCUUAGCAGAGCAUUAUGACCUGACCUUGCUAGAGAUAUAUAUCUGGACCUCUGCGGUCACAUCAGCGAUAACCUCCUUUCGUUUCAUUCUGAGCCACUGUCCCAUCAGCCAUGGCGACUGAGUAUAAGCAAUUUGAGCUUUCCUCAACUGGGGACCUGUCAGACCCGAGUCGCGAUGCUCUCUACGCCUAUUCCCUCCCGAAACAAAAGGAAAUCAACGAGGCCCGACCAUGGAAAGGCUCCCCCAAGUACUUCCAGCAUGUCCGAAUCAGCUCCGUCGCACUCCUCAAAAUGGUGACACACGCGCGAUCAGGCGGUAACAUCGAGGUUAUGGGUUUGAUGAUCGGAUACACUUCUGGGAACACCUUCAUCGUGACGGAUGCUUUUCGAUUGCCCGUGGAGGGAACCGAGACGCGAGUCAACGCUGGCGAUGCCGCGAACGAAUACAUGGUCAAUUUCUUAGAAGGAUAUCGAAGUGCGGGGCAAGCUGAGAAUGCCGUGGGGUGGUAUCACUCGCAUCCGGGAUAUGGGUGCUGGCUGAGCGGGAUCGAUGUGGGGACACAGCGACUGUAUCAGUUCAGCGAACCGUGGGUGGCUGUCGUGAUCGAUCCGGAUCGAACCGUGAGCUCGGGAAAGGUCGAUAUUGGGGCGUUUAGGACGUAUCCGGAGGGUCACAAACCCGCCCAGCCGUCCAAAGAGUCGGAGAAGUCGGAUAAGUCGGACGGGUCGACCGCGUCGAACCAUCAAUCCUGGAGCCAAGCCCCGGCCAACGUGCCCAAGGGAAAAGCCGAGGACUUUGGGGCGCAUGCGGAUCAGUACUAUCCCCUCGAGGUCAGCCAUUACAAGAGCAGCCUCGACAGCAAGUUGUUGGCAGGUUUAUGGAACAAGUACUGGGUCGGGACACUGUCAUCCAACCCGCUGCUCACGAAUCGGGAGUACGGCACGAAACAAAUCGAAGACUUGGGAAUCAAGGUCGCCGAUGCCGAGCAGCACGUCUUCAAAACCAGCGGCGCGGGAUUGCAAGCGGCACUACGCGACCCUCCGGAUCUGGACAAGCUCGUCAAAGCCAGCAACAAGAUCGCAGCAGAGGAGAAGGCUGGAUUGACGGCGGAGAAGAUCAAAGAGGAUAUCUUCGGUGUGGAUCACAGGGAACCCUGAAGUCGGUUGGAGCAUGCUGGGCUGCGAAGCAAGUCGACGACAUUGUCGGACGGAUCGAGAGGAAUGCGUGGAUGGACGCGGAACGGAAAACGAGACGCUACGUUCGCAAUGGUCUAAUGCAUAGAUGCAUGUGUAUGAUAGAACAAGCGAACCGUCCUCUCAAGCUUCGCUACAUAUGAUGGUUCGCAAUGAGACAACGAAUGCCACGAUAUACAUCAACCCACCCGUUUCCUUUCGCCAUCGUCAUGGUUUUAGCCUAACUUCGCCUCCGCCAUAUUGUCCAUCUUCAUCUCGCCCUGAAGUAUCUUCCAACCCAGUCGUUGCCACACUUCCGACUCUAACCUCACCAGCGGAGCAUGGCUUUCUUCACCUUCCUG
Eremomyces bilateralis CBS 781.70 is the source of this 1690-nucleotide messenger RNA. Its product is annotated as COP9 signalosome complex subunit 5. Gene Ontology annotation, cellular component: COP9 signalosome; cytoplasm. Gene Ontology annotation, biological process: protein deneddylation. Gene Ontology annotation, molecular function: deNEDDylase activity; metallopeptidase activity; protein binding. The coding region runs from base 267 to 1313 and encodes 348 amino acids. The record is from RefSeq and is a predicted model, not a curated record. Lineage: Eukaryota; Fungi; Ascomycota; Dothideomycetes; Eremomycetales; Eremomycetaceae. The transcript is spliced from 2 exons.